This is a messenger RNA of Paramecium pentaurelia, 1605 nucleotides long. Lineage: Eukaryota; Ciliophora; Oligohymenophorea; Peniculida; Parameciidae. The record is from the annotation of a GenBank genome assembly.
AUGAAAUAAGAGUCUUGGGAUGAUUUGCAUCUUGCUAAUGAAAAAUCAAUUACAAAAAUUUUAGAGCCAGGAGAAUAUGUUUUAUUUUCUAGUUUGCUCUACAAAUUUAAUGAAGUUAAUAAAAGAUAAGAAAGAACAAUUCUCAUUACAACACAUAAUCUAUAUAAUCUCUCGAAAUUGAGUAUCAAAAGAAAAAUUCCAAUAAAAAGAGUAUAUGGCAUAACCAUAGGUUUGAUUGGGACAGAAUUUGUAGUACAUGUUCCUGAAGAAUAUGAUUAUCGAUAUUCAAGUUCAGAAAGAAGAGAUUAUGCAGUACUGUGUAUAAUAAAAGCUUAUUGUUAAUAAAAUAAAGGAGCUGCACUUCCAAUAUUCUAUAAAGAUGAACUCACUCUAACUGCAUAUACUACAACAAAAGUGGAUAAAAAAAAGGGUAUUAAUAGGUUACCAACAACUGGAUCAGAAUUGAUGAAUGAAGAAUAAUACAGAAAAAGAUUAGAUUCCUAAACAGAAGAACGAUUAAAAACAAGAGCAAAGACAUCAACAUUGUAUGCAAAAUAGAAAGGUGAAGCUGUUACAAUAGAUGAUUUUGAUUUAAUAAAAGUAUUAGGUAGAGGAGCAUAUGGUAAAGUUAUGUUGGUAGAGAAAAAGAGUGAUAAAUAGUAUUAUGCAAUGAAAUCAAUACGUAAAGAAGAUAUAGCAGAUCCUGAAUAAUUAGAACAUACAAAAACUGAAAGAAUAGUUUUAGAACAUGUAAAUCAUCCAUUUUUAGUCUCAUUAAAUUGGGCAUUUUAAACUCCUGAAAAGUUAUUUUUUGUUACUUAAUUUAUGAAAGGUGGUGAAUUAUUUUAACAUCUUAAACAUGUAAAAAGAUUUGAAGAAAAUAGAACAAAAUUUUAUGUUUCUGAAAUUGUAAAUUCUUAUUCUUAUUUAUAAAUAGAUUUUAGCAUUAGAACAUUUACAUUCAAAAAAUAUUAUAUAUAGAGAUUUAAAACCAGAAAAUGUAUUAUUAGAUGAUUAAGGUCAUUUAUGUUUAACAGAUUUUGGUAUGGCCAAAAUAUUAAAAAAAAAUGAAUUAACUAAAUCAUUCUGUGGUACACCUGAAUAUUUGGCUCCUGAAAUUCUUCUUGAAAUUGGACAUUCUAUGGCUGCUGAUUGGUGGGCUUUAGGAAUACUUACUUAUGAAAUGUUAUAUGCACUUCCACCAUUUUACAACAAAAAUUAAGAUUUAAUGUUUAAACAAAUUUAAACAAAAGAUAUUAAUUUUCCUACUACUCCUUAGAUUUCUAAUGAAGCAAAAGAUUUUAUCUAAAAAGUAUUACUAUAAAUCUUAUAUAUUAUUAGUUAACAAUCAAAGAUCCAAAACUUAGAUUAGGAUAUAAUAAAACAGAUGAUGUCAAAAAUCAUAUAUGGUUAAAGGGAGUUAAUUGGGAGAAACUUUUAAAAAAAGAGAUUGAAACUCCAUUUAAACCUUAAAUAUAAGGAGAUGCAUGGCUUGAAAAUUUUGAUAAAUAAUUUACUGCAGAAGAGGCAAUAAAUUCUUAUGCACCUGAAAAUAAUUUAGUCAAUUAAGAUGAAUUCAGAGAGUUCGACUAUUAUUAAAAAUGA